CAGAACGCUAGCGACACCGGCCGCGCCCGCACACGAUCCGGUCGCGCAACGUAACCAAAUAAUAUUAAACGCGCGGUACUGUUGUUCGCAGACAUGUUCACGUGGACUGCUUCGCUGUCCGCCACUGUCUUCUGUUGCACGCUGCUGAUCGUCACUGUCACCGCCAGGCACGGACAGAACGUGGCCCGUUUGACGACGUCUGCGGAUUGGCGCGAAGACGUCGUCCACACGACAGACGUCGGGCGGGAAGACGUCGUCCACACGACAGACGUCGGGCGCGAAGACGUCGUUCACACGACAGACAUCGCGUGGGAAGACGUCGUCCACACGACAGACAUCGGGCGCGAAGACAUCGUCCACACGACAGACAUCGGGCGCGAAGACGUCGUCCACACGACAGACAUCGGGCGCGAAGACGUCGUCCACACGACAGACAUCGGGCGCGACACCAUCAUUUCGGACGGCGGUUCUUCGUGCUGCAACGGGCGAUACGCCGCCAGUACCUCGUCACCAUCGCACAACACCGUCGCAAGGCCCCGUGAAAUCCCUUUGGAUAUCAUAAUUGAAUUGAAUCAGGUGACAAAUGUGUCAGAACUGUUCUCUAAAUUUAUUCCGGAUACAAAUUUGGAUGAAGCCCAAACACUUUUUGUUCCAACAGGUUUUCGAAGUCAAACUGCGCUAAAUAUAGAAAGAAAAUCAACGUUGGUUCCAAAGCCAGCCGGUUGUUCUCCUGUACUUCAAACGGUCAGCCUUAAAGAUACUGACGAUCAAAGUUUAUAUUAUCAUCCUGCAACGUGCAUUCAGGUGUAUCGUUGUGGUGGUUGUUGCCUCCACGACUUGUUGGAAUGUCAACCGACCAAAGUCGAUACCCUCAACUUUGAAGUUAUGGUCUCACAAUAUAAAGGGGCUGGAAAAUUUGACUUCGUAGGUCGAAAAAUAGUGUCGAUAGAACAACAUUUGAAAUGCAAUUGUGGAUGCAUUGUUAAACAAGAAAAUUGUACUCGCUUGCAAACGUAUCACCCAAAACAGUGUCUUUGUUUGUGUAGCAACCAAGAGGACCAAGAUAAAUGUAUCGAUGAAAUGGGUUUAAAACUAUGGAAUCCAGCGACUUGUACGUGCGAAUGUAUUGAAAUCAAAGAAUGUACUUCAGGAUUUGGAUUUAAUUAUAAUACAUGCGGAUGUGAAGCUUUAAGACAAAGAAUAAAAAACACUGCUUAUGAAUUCAACAAAAAUACAUAUUCAUUAAAAGGAACGUGA
Molecule: messenger RNA, 1257 nt
Organism: Rhopalosiphum maidis (corn leaf aphid)
Lineage: Eukaryota; Metazoa; Arthropoda; Insecta; Hemiptera; Aphididae
Exons: 7
Coding region: 94-1257 (387 amino acids)
Biological process (GO): positive regulation of protein autophosphorylation; positive regulation of cell population proliferation
Cellular component (GO): membrane
Molecular function (GO): growth factor receptor binding; growth factor activity
Source: RefSeq, a predicted model, not a curated record